Humulus lupulus (European hop) is the source of this 2132-nucleotide messenger RNA. Its product is annotated as probable WRKY transcription factor 21. Gene Ontology annotation, molecular function: sequence-specific DNA binding; DNA-binding transcription factor activity. The record is from RefSeq and is a predicted model, not a curated record. NCBI's taxonomy places the organism in Eukaryota, Viridiplantae, Streptophyta, Magnoliopsida, Rosales, Cannabaceae. Gene Ontology annotation, biological process: regulation of DNA-templated transcription. The coding region runs from base 698 to 1774 and encodes 358 amino acids. The transcript has 3 exons.
UCCUUCCUGCUCUCUCUCUCUGUUUUUUUUUUUUUUUUUUGGUAUGGGAGAUUAGAUAUAGUUUACCUUCUUUUUCUAUAUAUAAAAAACUUAUUUUUAUGAGAGUUUUGGUAUUGUUAUAAAGAAAAAAUAAAUAAAGAUGGGAACUUUGUAUUCUUAUGGGUGUCAGGCUGUGUGAAUUUUCUCAAGCGAAGCAAAGUCUUCUCUUUCACACCUUUCAAUCUCAAAAGCAAGGAAGACGAAUCUAGGGUUUGACAGCACCAAGUCCAACGAGGUCUGUUACUUGUUUUCUUUGGUGCUUUUCUUGCUUCUUCACUUGAAAAAUCAAUUCUCGAUUUCUCUCUUCAAUUUUCUGAUUUCCUAUCUGGGUUUCACUCCCAACCCCUUUCUUUUUUCUCUUAAUCAAUUUAUUUUAUCUCGAAACCCCAGUCCUUUCUUCUCUCGUAUGAUCUUCCUGGUUUUCUUUGUUUCGUAAGGAAUUGCUAUUUUCUCAUAAGUUCAACUACUUCCUUUUUUAAGUUCAACCAUCACAAAAGAUUAUUUCUUUUUAGGGGUGAAAAAUGGGAUUUUCCUAUCUGGAUUUUUUGGGUUGUUGUACCUCCUAUGAUUGAAGCAGGUAUCUGGGCUUUUGUUCUUUCUUCUUUGGCUUAUUGGGUUUGAGGAAUUAGGGAUUUUUUUUUUCUGGUGGGGGAUUAUUAUGGAGGAGGUUGAAGAAGCAAAUAAAGCAGCUGUAGAGAGCUGCCAUAGAGUACUAAAUCUUUUGUCUCAGCCCCAGGAUCAAGUUCAGCGUAGGAAUUUAGUGGUGGAAACUGGAGAGGCUGUGUUUAGGUUCAAGAGAGUUGUUUCUCUUCUAAAUACUGGUUUAGGUCAUGCCAGAGUUAGAAAGGUUAAGAAACUUCCAAUCCCUCUACCGCAAAAUAUACUCUUAGACAAUCCUAAUUGUAGAACAGACCGUCCGUCCAAAACUUCUCAUUUUCUUCAAUCUAGCAUUCCUGAAAACCCUCUUCAUGAUAUGGGUUCAAAUGUUAAAAGUUCAUUGUGCUUGGGAAACACAUCUUUGGAGCUGAGCUCUGGUGGGAAAACCCCAAUCCAACUUGCCCAACAAGGGACCCCAGCACACUAUCGUCUCCACCAGCAGCAGCAACAACAGCACCAGCAGCAGCAACAACAGCAGCAACAGCAACAAAAGCUUUUGUUUCAGCAGCACCAGCAACAGAUGAAACAUCAAGCGGAAAUGAUGUUUCGAAAGAGCAAUAGUGGCAUAAGCUUGAAUUUUGAUAGCUCUAGCUGCACGCCAACAAUGUCAUCCACUAGGUCCUUCAUUUCUUCUUUGAGCAUGGACGGAAGUGUGGCCAAUUUGGAUGGGAAUUCCUUCCAUUUGAUUGGUGCCCCGCGGUCAUCGGAUCAGACUUCACAACACAAGAGGAAGUGUUCUGCAAGAGGUGAUGAUGGAAGUGUGAAAUGUGGUAGCUCUGGUGGUAGAUGCCACUGCUCAAAGAAAAGGAAACAUAGGGUGAAAAGAUCAAUCAAGGUGCCAGCUAUCAGUAACAAGCUUGCAGAUAUCCCACCUGAUGAUUUUUCAUGGAGGAAGUACGGCCAGAAGCCAAUCAAGGGUUCUCCUCAUCCUAGGGGAUACUAUAAAUGUAGCAGCAUGAGAGGUUGUCCGGCGAGGAAGCAUGUGGAGAGGUGCUUGGAAGACUCUUCAAUGCUUAUUGUGACCUAUGAAGGUGAACAUAACCAUCCCAGGAUACAAUCUCAGUCUGCAAACAACUGACCUAUUAUUAUGUAGGGCUUCUCCUUGGUCAAGGCCAACUAAACCAUAUGAACUAAAAAGUUUUAAUCUGUGAUUGGCUUGAGAUGCUCCUGUACAUAUUUUGCAUGGUUCAAGCAUGGGAUAUAAAUGUGGAGCAUUUUGUUUUUCUUUUUUUCUUCUUUUUUUUUUUUUUGGCUUUGAGGAAUUGGCUCUUCAAGCCCUUUUAGGUUUCUAGUCCUUUGGGGAGAAAAAAAAAAAAAAAAACCAGCUAGGACCCUGUGGUCAAGUGAAAAAUUCUCUGUAGAAUUGGGGUGGUGUAAAAUUAAUUGUAAGAACUCUUCUUCCAUCAGUUUUAGAAAAGCAAUGCUCUUUUUUUCCA